AUGGUAUUGGCUUUACAGGCCUUAGCUGACAAGUCAAAUAUCAAGGUCGCUCUGAAGAAAUCCAAACUGCCAUCUCAGCUCCCAAAACCAACACUGCCAGCACCAAAAGCAAGCAAAGAAAACAAGGUUGUGAAGAAAGAAAAGAAACAGAAAUCAGGUGUCCAGAAAUCGGCGUCAAGCGAUAAUUUGACAGAUGAGAGUGUGCUUUCAUUGGUUGCCUGCUCACAGGAGUCUAGUGGCAGUAGUGUCAGCAGUUCACAAGAGUCCCUUGCUUCUACUGCUGACAUAAGCUGUCAAGGUGUAGAAGAUCUGAUACCGCUUGAAGACGAAGAAAAAGAGGAGAGCAAGCCACAGGACAUUGAUGAUGUGGACAAAGAGAAUAUGCAGGACCCUGUACAGGUGGCUCUGUAUGCCUGGGAUAUCUUCAAAUAUUAUAAGGACAGAGAGCUACAAUUCCAUGUUCAGCCUUACAUGGCCGCACAGAAGUUCCUGACCACCAGUAUGCGUGCCAUCCUUGUCGACUGGCUGGUAGAGGUACAGGAGAACUUUGAGCUCAAUCAUGAGACACUUUACCUGGCCGUGAAGCUUGUAGACAUGUAUGUGAGUCGUAGAGAGACGCCGAAGGAAGCCCUACAGCUGAUUGGAGCUGUCUCAUUAUUUAUAGCCUCCAAGUUUGAUGAGCGUUGCCCACCUCUGGUAGAAGAUUUCCUCUAUAUCUGUGAUGAUGCUUACAAGAGGAAGGAGUUCCUCGACAUGGAGAGAUGUAUAUUGAAGACAAUAGGUUUUGAUAUAGGCAUGCCUCUUUCCUAUAGAUUCCUGCGUAGAUAUGCUAAGUGUGGACGAGCCAACAUGGAGACUCUUACGCUAGCAAGAUACAUCCUGGAGAUGUCUCUCAUGGAGUACGAGUUCGUAUCUAAACGAGAAUCAGAGAUGGCCGCAGCAAGUCUGUGGCUCGCACUCAAAAUGAAGAAAGCUGGAGAUUGGACAAAUACUCUUGUACACUACACUGGAUACAAAGAGGAGGAAAUUACCCCAAUGGCAAAGAAAUUGAACAAAUACAUCACAGAACCACCCAAACAACUCACCACAAUCCGAUCCAAAUAUUCACACAAAGUAUUCUAUGAGGUGGCAAAAACUCCAACAUUGACAGAAGCUGACUUCUUAUGAUGAAGGAUGUGUUGUGAACAUUUAUAAGACUUCAUACCACAAAUGUGUUCUGUUAAGAUAAAGUACAGUCCAGGAUAUAUACUGUUCUAAAGGGAAUUAGUCACUUGCUAGAGAAAAUAAUGAGAGUAAAUAUAUGACAUAAUAUAAAAUCAUAUAAAAAUGUCUAGUCAUAAGAAUAUAUUACUUUUUGUAAAUACAUUUUGGUUGUUGCAUAUUAAAAAAGAAAACUCAUUAAAAAGCACCAUUAUAUAAAGUAACAUUGUCAACUAAUUUACAUUAUGCAUUUCACUUCCCUGCCAUCUGAUUUAAGAUAUUACACCUUUUGACAGAGUAGUUACAGAUUUAUUAGUUUUAAACAGGAAAAUACAUGUGACGUCACAUUUCAAAUACCUACCUGUUUUUUACAAGGUGACUGAAAUAUUUUGAGGAUUUUUUAGAAAGAUCUUAUGAAAGAAACAUUCCCAUUAUACAGUGAUAUAUCACUGGUGCUACAUUGUCCAGCACGUGUGUUCAUGCAAAUCAGGGAAGCUACAAUGAAAUGCCUAUAUGAAUGUUGUAUGCAAUCAUGGUACAAAUUCUAUUUUUAGCGCUAUUGCAUAUUUAUAUGUUUUUAUGGCAUUUUACACGAGUGUACAUAUUUUUUCCAACGCAUCAUUAAAUCAUUUGUCACUGUAAAUAUUGGCAUGUGUUGUCAUACAUAUUUAUAAAUUAGUUUUAAUUUGAAAAGAAAAAGUGAUAGUUUAAACAGGAACAAGAUAUUGUCCAUGUUCUGAGUUGACAUUUUCACACUAAUUUUGAAAUUGCGCAAAGGAGAAUGAAGUGACUAUGUCUUGUCCCUUUUUAAACUAUUAAACUCUAUAAAAACUUCUGAUUCAAUGCUUUAAUCUUAGAUUUACUGACCUAUUUUUAAGGAGCUUUUACACAUCUUCCCCUCUUCGUUUUUCACUUCAUUUCCAUCUCAUCUUCUAGUUGUAUAAAGUGUAGGGUUUCGGUUUUAGACAUACUGGGUUAAUUGGUAUUUUAACAUUUUUAUGCAGACAGUGCUUUUAACAAAAGGUUUUAGCGCACAUUUCAACAGUUUUCAAAUUGAUCUCCUUUCUGUAGAAAGAAACAACUGUACAUAAUGUGUAUAGGUUUACAUAGUGUCCUUUUUUUUU
Messenger RNA from Mercenaria mercenaria, 2324 nucleotides. RefSeq names its product G2/mitotic-specific cyclin-B3-like. The transcript has 8 exons. The record is from RefSeq and is a predicted model, not a curated record. Gene Ontology annotation, cellular component: centrosome; cytoplasm; nucleus. Gene Ontology annotation, biological process: mitotic cell cycle phase transition; regulation of cyclin-dependent protein serine/threonine kinase activity. Bases 1 to 1167 code for a protein of 388 amino acids. Lineage: Eukaryota; Metazoa; Mollusca; Bivalvia; Venerida; Veneridae. Gene Ontology annotation, molecular function: cyclin-dependent protein serine/threonine kinase regulator activity.